This is a messenger RNA of Xenopus tropicalis (tropical clawed frog), 1104 nucleotides long. RefSeq lists its product as uncharacterized. NCBI's taxonomy places the organism in Eukaryota, Metazoa, Chordata, Amphibia, Anura, Pipidae. The coding region runs from base 339 to 947 and encodes 202 amino acids. The transcript is spliced from 3 exons. The record is from RefSeq and is a predicted model, not a curated record.
UGCUGUUUUUUCCAUGUAUAUAUAUAUAUAAAUAUAAAGCAAGCGGAAGGGUAUAACGGAGUGUUUCCUGUUCUGCUUUAUUCUGCCUGCGUGGGACAGAGAGAGAGCGAAGACCAAAAAAGGAAUAUAUUAUCCUUAGAGCCCCCAGGCAGAACGCAUCAGGAUUCCAAACAUCCCAAUGGCACCAGGAGUCGCUCCAGGAAACUCUGAGUAUUUAUUAUUAUUAUUAUUAUAAUAAUUGUUAUUAUUACACAGGGUUUGGCAGGGGGUUUCCGAGCCCAGACCCAAAAGGACUUUCACUUCAUAGUCACAGUUUGCCAGUUUCUCUUUCCCUUUGUAUGUCGGCUAAUGACCCCCCUGUAGGACCAUGUUCCACUAAGAGAGGGGUGGCCAUGGCCAGGGCUCCGGAGAGGCUAUCUGGUGCCCAAAAGCUGCAAGCCAUUGUGGGGUUGUUGGGCACCCUGCACCUCAUGGCCUCCGCCGUCACCUCCAACUGGUACAACAGAAAGGGACUGUGGCAAAGCGACCCCCCAUCAGAAGGGACCGACGCUACCCGGGCGACCAUUCCCAUGACCAACAGGCAGGUCAGAGGAGCUCAACUAUUUUUCAUUGGACUGUCCACUGUCAUGGCUGCCGCCGGCUUCUGCCUUUGCCUGGUUCUGCUGGUCUCGUGGAAGCCGCCGCGUCGUUCCCUGGAUACUAGACGGACCCCAAGCCCUGGAACGUUACUCCUGGCUGUGCUUCUACCCACAGGUCUGUUUUUCUUCUUAGGGUGGGCAGCGUUCACGUGGCAACGCUGGGAAGACAUCCAGAGCCAGCGGAUAUCCUUGGGCUAUUCCUAUUGGCUGGGGGCUCCGGCCUUAACCAUGCUGCUUUUCAUCCUACCCAUCAUUUAUAUCAUAGACGAAUGCAUGGCGACGGAGGAGCCCAAAUCAGUCCAUGUUUAACCUCCCCCCCCCCCUACUUUUUAUUAAUUAUUUUUCUAUUCAGCCCCUCUCCUCUCUCAUUCAAACCGCUCUCUGGUUGCUAACGUAAUUAGAACCCUAGCAACCAGAUAACGGCUGAAAUUCCAAACUGGAGAGUUGCUGAACAAAAAAAAAAAAA